AUGUCUUUAGUCGAUAUCCUACUCAGACCCAAUAUGCGGGACCCCCUUCCUGCGCCCUCGCUGCUCGUGCAGUCUAGCAAGUCGUUCGCCGACAAGCUGAGCCUGACGACCCUCCCAUACCACGUCCACGAGAUUCUCCUCGGCUUCCUGGGCUACCAUCUCAUCCUCCAUGUCCUCUCUCCGGCCGUCUCGCGACUCGUCUGCCCGAACGUAUACAAAAGCUUCAACAAGCGCACGCGACUCAACUGGGACAUCCACUGGGUCUCUAUGAUUCAAGCGCUAUUCAUAUGCGCCGCUGCGCUGUGGGUCAUCUUCAAGGAUGAACAGAGGCACGAGAUGGACUGGAGGGGUAGACUGUGGGGAUAUACGCCAGCUAGCGGUAUGGUGCAGGGAUUCGCAGCUGGGUACUUCCUAUGGGAUCUCCAAGUGUCCGCGCAAUACAUCAACAUUGCUGGCGUAAGCUCUUUGAUCCAUGCGAUCGGUGCUUUGGCCGUGACCUGCAUUGGUUUCAAACCAUUCGGAAACUACUACGGCCUCUCCUUCGUCCUCUACGAACUCUCCACCCCGUUCCUCAACAUCCACUGGUUUUGUGACAAACUCGGGAUGACUGGCUCAAAGCUCCAGCUCUACAACGGCAUCGCCCUCCUCGUUACCUUCUUCGGCUGUCGCAUCGUCUGGGGUUCAUACCAGUCUGUGAUGAUCUACUCAGACAUCUACAAGGCGCUCACUAUGCCCAAGCCCGAACUCAUGAGCUCUCUGCUCGAGGCCCAGAAGUGCGACGGAACCUCCAACAGCAGUAUGGGUCUCGAGGGACCCGGAAACUGCACAGCUGGCGAGCUGCCCAUGUGGCUGGUCUGUGUAUACUUGGUGGGUAACACGGCGUUGAGCAUGCUCAACUUCUUUUGGUUCUCGCAGAUGAUCAAGGCUGUUAGGAAGAGGUUUGUACCUGCCGAGGAGACCAAGGCCAAGAAGAGCCAGUAA
This is a messenger RNA of Alternaria novae-zelandiae, 981 nucleotides long. RefSeq lists its product as uncharacterized. The record is from RefSeq and is a predicted model, not a curated record. Gene Ontology annotation, biological process: lipid homeostasis. The transcript has 2 exons. Gene Ontology annotation, cellular component: membrane; endoplasmic reticulum. Lineage: Eukaryota; Fungi; Ascomycota; Dothideomycetes; Pleosporales; Pleosporaceae. The coding region runs from base 1 to 981 and encodes 326 amino acids.